UUAGUAAUUUUAACUAUCAAAAGCUUACCAAAUAUAGUGUGGGUCAAACAAUAUGACAUUCCGAUUUUAAAAAUAUUAUUAGUCAAAUAACAAAGUCAUAGAUUGUGUUAGUAGUGUCUAUCUGUUACCGUCUUUGAGGAUUAAUAUCCAUUAAGGAAAUCACCAUAAAAAUGCCUAUUUAAAAAUAAAUAAAUAAAUAAAAAUAAAAUAAAAUAAAAUAAAAAGCAAAGUAGGCCCAUGAUGUACUUUAUUAACAAUUUCUACCAAAUUCUCAUCUUUAUGCGUUUAUGCAAAAAGGUCAUUAUAAGCACUGAGUGCUGAAAUAAAAUCAAAUCAAGUAAAUGAGAACAAGUAGUAGAGUAUCCAUUAGACUUCCCUAACAAUUAAUUGAUUUUUCAAAGUAAACAUUAAAAAGAGUAUCAGACAAAUUAAAGCUUAUUUCUGCAACAAGAAAACUUAUGAUGCUUCAACUAUCUUGCAUUUAUUACUUAGUUUCUCUCUUUAGCUUCUUCUGCAUUAUAUUAAAUUUACUCUUCAUAUACAAGCAAAUAAUCAGCCUAUUCUAUUUAUUAGUUUUUCUCUUUAGCUUCCUUUGCAUUAAAUUUUUCUUUCAACACAAUGAAGAAAUAAGCCAAAUUUACUCAAUUAAUAUAAUUUUUUACGUUCUUAUAUAUACAUAAUAACUCUCUUCACAAAGUAUUACGGUAUUUGAUUUUUAGUGAUAUAUUUGGCUACCUCUUUAGAAGGUUACAAAUAAUUCAAGAGAUUAUAUUUACAAAUGAAAAGAAGAAUUUGGUUUUGUCACAUAUUGCUCAUGAUACCUUGGUUUUUGGUGUACACAAUGGGACAUGUAACAGUAGAAGAAAAGGCAGAAGCAACAAUACCAAACACAGCUUUAUCUCCACCAGAAGGGAACACUACAUUCCUUGAUGCAACAACUUGGUGUGUAGCAAUUCCUUGGGCACCUCAGAUGGAUCUACAGAUAGCACUGGAUUGGGCUUGUGGUGACGGAAAAGCCGAUUGCAGUCCGAUCAAAGCCGGUGGCCCGUGUUACGAGCCUAAUACGGUGGUUUCACAUGCUUCUUAUGCCUUCAACGCCUAUUAUCAGCAGAAUGGUAACAAUGACAUUGCUUGCAACUUUGGUGGAACAUCUACAUUAACAAAGAAAGACCCAAGCUACGGUAAAUGUUCCUAUGCUGCUUCCAGCCUCAGCCCCCUACGCUCGUCGACUACAAAGCAGGAUGCACAUAAUAAUGUACUAAUCGGCAUUUUGAUAUUAUUAUACAUGACAAUAUGGUACAAUUAGAAGUGAUUAUGUUAUUGAAAAGGGUAGGAGGAGAAUAUUUAGCUCUAGGACAGUAGUUAAGAAACGCUUUGCACUACGUGCUUUUGUUUGGAAAUUAAAAUUGUUAUUUUGUUAAAAGGAUGCUUUUCUUUAGAAAUAUGUCAAGAAUAUUUGACUAUGUAAUUGCUUUUUGUCUCACAUUUUAUGGCUCAAAAUAGUUGGUUGAGAUGCCUAAUGCCUGCUUUGUAUAUCUUGCAGUGGCAAUACGAAUAAAGUUUGCAUUUCAAAUUACAAUUUCAUAAAAUUAAAAAAUAAAAAAUAAAAACACAUUUCUUUCACUAACACAUGUAUAACUUGUUUUUUAAAGGUCAGACAAAAACCCUAACCGUACUUCAACUCUCACGGUUUUUUUGAUUUGAUAUUUGCGGAUCAGACACUUUGAUAGUGAGAGGGGAAAGGGGAAAGGAUCCCCACCCUCCAAUGUCACUGGUGAGGAUUGAACCCCUAACCUCAAUGUUGGUAGGUACAAACCUUACCAUUAGCUUGGU
Messenger RNA from Chenopodium quinoa (quinoa), 1833 nucleotides. RefSeq names its product glucan endo-1,3-beta-glucosidase 2-like. The coding region runs from base 779 to 1306 and encodes 175 amino acids. The transcript has 4 exons. The record is from RefSeq and is a predicted model, not a curated record. Lineage: Eukaryota; Viridiplantae; Streptophyta; Magnoliopsida; Caryophyllales; Amaranthaceae.